AUGUCGAAAAAGUGUGACGUGCGUGCACUUAGCGAUGGUGCACUAGCCGAGUUGGCCAACUUGAUUGUAUCUACUUUGGGUUAUGCUAAAUAUGCACCAGAUGUGCAUCUUGACAUUGAAGUUGUCAUGGUGGAAAUAAACCAAUACCUAGAAAUAUGUGGGGCUACAUCAAAUAUAUAUCAGGAUCUGCUACGCGUGAUACUUUGCUCAGACUAUUUGGAUGCAAAUAUGCGUUUUACUUGCCUGCAGAUGUUACUCAAUUGCAGUGUAACUUUUCUCGUGACAGAUGUAUUCCCCUUUUCCUACUACCAGAAAAUAUUACAGGUAAUAGCAGCACAAGGAUCUGGCUUACGUGUACUUAAUCUUAAAGGUGUUUGGGUUAAAGAAGAGCAUAUGCAUUACAUGUUCGAAAUAAUUAAAAAAUGUCAGUACCUAACAAAAUUAUUUGUACCAUACAUAGCAAACGAUGACUUGCUUGAAGUGAUCGCUAAGCAUAGCAAAAACUUACGUAUACUGGAUAUUUCCGGAGAAACAGAUGUUACCGAAAACGGUAUUUAUUCACUCAGUAAUGGUGUUUGUUGUCAGAAUCUUGCUGUAAUAGACGUUGGCAUGCCCGGCGAGGAAAAUAUUUGCUACUCUGAU
Teleopsis dalmanni is the source of this 642-nucleotide messenger RNA. RefSeq lists its product as uncharacterized. The record is from RefSeq and is a predicted model, not a curated record. The annotation marks the transcript as partial. NCBI's taxonomy places the organism in Eukaryota, Metazoa, Arthropoda, Insecta, Diptera, Diopsidae. The transcript has a single exon.